This is a messenger RNA of Rhizoctonia solani, 510 nucleotides long. Its product is annotated as ATP synthase subunit C. Gene Ontology annotation, cellular component: proton-transporting V-type ATPase, V0 domain. Gene Ontology annotation, molecular function: proton-transporting ATPase activity, rotational mechanism. NCBI's taxonomy places the organism in Eukaryota, Fungi, Basidiomycota, Agaricomycetes, Cantharellales, Ceratobasidiaceae. Gene Ontology annotation, biological process: proton transmembrane transport. Bases 1 to 510 code for a protein of 169 amino acids. The transcript is spliced from 7 exons. The record is from RefSeq and is a predicted model, not a curated record.
AUGGCCACUGACUUCUGCCCCGUCUACGCCCCCUUUUUCAGUGCCUUGGGAUGCACCAGCGCGAUCGUGUUUACAUGUAUCGGUGCUAGUUAUGGAACAGCAAAGUCUGGUGUCGGUAUCUCGGCCAUGUCCGUCAUCCGUCCCGACCUCAUGAUGAAGUGCGUUGUACCAGUUAUCAUGGCUGGUAUCAUUGCCAUUUACGGACUGGUCGUCUCGGUACUUAUUUCCGGAGAAAUGCAACCGCGCAUGGCAUUAUUUACUGGGUUUAUCCAACUCGGAGCGGGUCUUAGUGUCGGUCUUGCGGGUCUGGCUGCCGGGUUUGCUAUUGGAAUCGUUGGCGACGCCGGUGUCCGUGGAACAGCCCAGCAACCCCGUCUUUUCGUCGGAAUGAUUCUUAUUCUCAUUUUCGCCGAAGUCUUGGGUCUCUACGGCUUGAUCGUUGCGCUCAUCAUGAACACGAGCGGUAAAGUCGACGAUAUCAACAAGCUCUGCCCCCUCCCCAGUGUCUAA